Molecule: messenger RNA, 4117 nt
Organism: Drosophila albomicans
Lineage: Eukaryota; Metazoa; Arthropoda; Insecta; Diptera; Drosophilidae
Exons: 5
Coding region: 223-3291 (1022 amino acids)
Source: RefSeq, a predicted model, not a curated record
CUCUCCAGCCCGCAGAACAGCGAGAAACAAAAUAAGCGAAAAUUGCAUACUGUAGAAUGUGCAAUAUACAGGUGUAAAUUUGUGUGACAGAGAACUUAACUUAUAUGCAAAUUGUGCAGGCCAACUUCAGUUGGAACAAGUGCAAUACGCACACUGGUGCGUGGUGAAUAACAGUAAAAGAGUGCUGUGUGUGUGUUUGCCAAGUGCCUCAAAGUAGAGAAAAUGAAGAGCGCAAUGAGGAAGCGUAACUCGCGCUUCAACUCGGAUACACAACAGUUAAGCAAUGGCGAGGACGGUGGCAAUGACUUGAGUUUGUUGCAGCGACCGCUGCGAACAGCUCACACGGGUUUCGAAGAAGCGCGCCGCGCCUAUGAGAACGGAACAAGUGAGGUGCGUCGACUGCUGAGCGAGGAGUGCAGCCUCAUCUACGAGUGCCAUGUGUGCCGCAACAUGUUCCGCAGUUUGGCCAAUUUCAUCAGCCACAAGCGGGUUUUCUGCUGUAUCAGCGCCCGCAUCACGAGCCACAACGCCGGCUACACAGAUCAGAACUCCACGAUGAUAAUUCAACCUACAAGCUCACAGGACAUGGAGCACAUGCUGCGGAGUCGCAGCACAGGAUGCUCGCCGGUCCCACGCGAGAUUCGACCCAUGCGUGGUAGCAUGCGAGAUCUGAGUGGGGUCAUCGAGCGAUUGCGCCGCGAAAAGGCGCCGCCAGCUGCUUCUAUUGCUGAUGCCCCAGUGCUUCAACUGGAGGCCAUGACAAACUCCAAUCAAGCAGUGUACCAGACGAUCAAGCUGGAGCGCGACGACGAUAGCAUCAAGACGGAGGUGAACGAGGUGCAUCACAUGCUCGAUCCUGAGCAACGCACCGUUGUGGGACCCGAUGGCAAAGCGGUGACGAGCAGCGACACCGUCGAGACACCAGAGCAGUCGAUUAGCGACGAGGCCGAGACAAAUGUCUUCUGUGAAAUAUGCAACUUGACGUUCCAGACACACAAAACGCUGGAGCUGCACAUUCAGAAGCAUCAUUCGUCGUCAGCGUUUGUUUUUCAGUGUCCGGCUUGUUCACUUACUUUUCUGCAGGCAGCCGCCGUGAUACGACAUCUCUCCAAGGAUCACAAAAAACCAACGCGACGCAUUCGCAUGAUGAGAAACACAAUCCUCAAGCGGCGCAUGCAGCAGGGCGAUGUUCAGGCCAAGGGCCCCAAUCGCGAGCUGAAGCGUCUGCAGCUCUCCGACGAUGUUGUGGGGCAGCCUGUUGAGCAGCGCGACGCGAAUGGCGAGCAACGCAAGAUCAUGUCACUCUGCAUCUACUGUGAGAAGUCUUUCGAGCGCCGCGCUGCGUUGUCCACGCAUCUGCUCAACUGUCGGGCAAAGCAAGAGGCGUUGGCCAAGCCAGCGCCUGCCGUCAAGAAGCUAAAGGUCAAUUCAAACACUGCUAGUAAUCUGGACAGUGUAGAGGAGCGUCAGUCGACUGCAGCGAGUCCAGUUGACAUGCAAAGCAUCAUCGACCCCAAAGAGCUAAAUGAAAUGUUUGCCGAUCUCGCCGAGCAGAAUGGCAGCUAUGUGCCUACUCUGCAGACCGUGUCGUUGGACAAGUUGCAGCUGCCGCACGAGAGCGACUCGAGCAGCGACGAGGGUGAGGCGGAAGGCGAGGACAACGACAACAGUGAGGAGGAGCAUGAGGAGCAGCCCAGCAUUGAAACUGAGGUGGACGAAUCCGAGUCGAAGCCAAAGAUGAAGAAGAAACGUAAUGUGCCCAUCGAGAAGCAGCUGCGUUGUCGCUGCAAAAUCUGCCACAAGCAGUUCAAUGCCCUCGGUAAUCUGCGUCGCCACAUUUCCAUGUUUCAUUAUCGCGCUCGUCGAUUCGGUUGCACCAUUUGUGACUAUCGCGCCUUUCGUCGCUACGACAUUGUCAAUCAUCUCGGCUUCACGCACAAAAUCGAGGGCGAUCGCGACAAGCUCACAGAGCAAUAUGUGGCUACACAUGAAUGCGAGUAUUCGCGGGACGAUGUCGACGGUGACAUUGUGCUGCUAGACAAGGAACAGUCGCUAGAUGCCGCUGGAGUCGAGCCCACAGCUGAACCGAAGCCUGCGCCGAAGACUUACGAAAAGCGCUCGAAGCGCUUGAAGACCAACACGGAGUUAUCAGUGGAAACAGCACCUUCGUCACCCGUUGCUGUUGCCGCUAGCGUUGCGGUCAAGGAGGAACCGGAGGAGGAGCCGCUAUCCAAAAAGCGUCGUAAGUCGCGUACACAAGUUUCGCCGGAUUCCGGGGAGCGCAGUUUCGAGAAGCGUCCCAUUCGCAAGCGCGUGAAAGCGGUUAACAAGGACUUUGUCUAUGAUCUUGUCAGUUUCAAGGCUGAUCCUUCUGGAGCACCAGCCUCAGCUGCAGCUGCAGCCGUCGACUCGAUGCGCGCCAAACUUCGACGGCCCACAGGAAAUGCAGCCGCAGCUGCCGCAGUGGAAGAGACGAAGCCAAAGCAAUGGGAAGCUUACAUUACUGAGGAGAAGAAACCAUUUGUGCAGGGCAUAACACGUCGCAUCAUGUUGGAACUGGUAAGCCAAGGCAGAGCCGUCUCCUCCACGCUGCCCGAGUUGCCCGCGGAGCGACCUCAAAUCCGACCACGUCUCAUCUCGCACACGCGCAGCGAUUGUGGUCAGCAGCAGCAGCCGCCACAGUUUGUGACGGAUGUGGCAAACAACAGUGGCGAGAGCUUCAUCGAGAAGAUUGCCAAGCGGACCAUUAGCAGCCUCUGGAACAAGGUAAACAACAGCAUAGCGCAACAACAGAAGCCGGAAAUGGCAACGGAGAGCGGCGAUGUCGUCGAAGCUGCGCCCAAGGCGGAAGCGGAAACGGAAGCCUUGCUGGAGAUGGAGAGGCAAACGCAGGCGGAAAAGAAGACGGAGACGGAUGAUCUGCACAAGACGCCUAAUGGCAAGCAGAGCUGCAGCCAACAAACGCCUCCAUCUCCGCCCCGCAAGCAAAGCAAUGUCGCCGCCUUGAACUCGUUGAGCACGUCCGCCAUUGUGGACGCGGUCACGUCGCCGCCACCCCCAGAUUCAGCCCCACUUCCAGUUGUCGAAUGCUCCAGCAGCAACAAUAGCAACAGCGGGUUGCCGACUAUGGCCCUGGCGGGGGCAACAGGCGUUGGAACGGCGGCAACAGGAACAGGAACAGCCGGACUAUUUCCGACAUUACCUAAGCCACCAUCCGUUCUGCAAGCAGCUGCCAAUGGAACCAUUCAACUCACCCUGGACAGCCUGCUACGUGCCGCGUUGCAGAACUGAAUACUUUUCUCAUAGUUUUGUUAAUCGGCUGCUGCUAAUCACGCCCCCUCUCGCCAACGCCCCCCUCAUUUAAGUUGAUACGCUAAGGAGCGUAUUUGUGUCCUUAUUGUACUCGGAACUCGUUUCUAGUACCUCGUAUGUAUCCAUAUCCAAUGCAACCCAAUCCAAUCCGAUGUUAAGAUGUGAUGUUAAUUUCGAGUAUUACACAGCUUCAAUAACCAAAUCCAAAACCAGAAGUCGAAGACGACAUGAAGACAAAGACGUAGCAUAAUUUUUUGGCAAUUCGAAAGUCGAGUACAAAACGCAAAAAUAAUUACGUAAAAUUGGCACAUUUUACAUGAAUUAAUAUUAAUAAUAUAUGGUAUUAAUUUGCAAUAUUUUGGCUGCAGCAGCUUUCCGUAUUUACUUUAUUAUCAAAUUUAUAUUUAAACAAUCUGCGAUUAUUUUUGCCUGAAGUUUGAGGUGGCAUUUUAAGCAUGUUAUAGAGAAAAUUGUAUAUCUAGUUUAUAGAGAAGAAUUUAUACGAUAGUAAGCUAAGUCUAGGCUCGACACACAUUAAACCUAGAGGAGACAGAGAUACAAACAAAAAAAGAGAUGUUAUCGUUGCCAAGGGCAAUGAGUUAGUUCCUUUAUCCAUUCGAUUGUAAAUACACCAACCAGGACCUGCAUAGCACUUGCAUUUGUAAUUGUAAUUGUAAUUGUAUUUGUAUUGGAAUUUGUUGUUGUGUGCGUAACUUUGUUAUUCAUUUAUAUGUCGUGCGAGAUAUCAUCGUCAUAUAUAUAUAUAGAGCCUUAAAUCAAAUCACCAAAUGAUAAUAAAAUUUAU